AUUCCCGGAAGUUUCUCCAGGCUCGCAGUAGCCUUGGGUUUCGGCUCCGUUUCCCAGGGUCCCCAGCUUUAGAUCUCUGCUGUAGGGGCCGCUCUGAGCCGGGGCUGGCCAUCCCAGAGGAACUCUAGAGAGAACAGGGUCAGAGGGAGCCCAGCUUGUCCUGGGGAACAAACCUCGUUUUAACUUCGGGGUCAGGGCAACUUGCUGCGGGGGAGGGAAACUGAUCGGUCGGGGCUGGCUGUCAGCUGGGGGAAAUGGACUAGCGUGGGCUGAUGAGAUCUUCCCCAGGCCCGGGAGACUCCUUCAGAAGGUGAACCGUGGGGCGACCGAUGACCGCUCCCGAUGCCGGCACGUCUCCUCUGACUAAGGAUAGGCCGUGGCUUUCCCAGCUGGGAGUCGGCCCUUGCUGGCUAGUCCGGAGAGGGGCGGGGAGAAGGGAAUCAAUCAGAAGGUUUGGGCCGGCCCCCACCUAGGUAGGGAAACCAGCCGGAAUCCCUGCUCCCUCGCGUGGGGUGAAGCUGACGUCCGCGGCUGGGCGGGAGAAUUUGUUUCUUGACUAUGGUCACUUAGAGUCGUUUCAUUUCCCCGACGAUAGAAGCGGCAAACAGCAGCUCCUCAGUAGCCCCAGGGAGCCGGCUUUCCCGGUAGUUGGGGAGGUAGAGAGCUGAGACUGCCCUUCGUUUGCAGGGCCGUCAUGACGUCUUGGCGGUUCUCUCUCAAGACUUCCCUGUCACACCUCAGGGGCUUUGAGGUCGGGCAGAGAGCUUGUUGGCGGAGAUGGCACCAUGGGCAGCUUCUGUGCCCACCCAAUUCCAGGAUCUGCUGGCUUCUCCUGGGCACUUUACCUAAGCUCAUUUUGACUUCAGAAGGGAUGGGUAGGGGGUCUCCGGGAAGCUCGGGUGCCCCCCGGAAUGCCCCUGACCGGGUCUCAUUGGCAGCCAACAUUCCUCGAGCUGGGCUCCUGAAAGACCUUUUUCUGAACUUGACCUUUGGCCUCCGAAUGUGCUACCGGGCCUGUGUCCUGCUGGUCAGAUUUACCCCGCUUCUGCUCUUCUACCCUCUCACCUAUCCGCUGCACAGCUUCUCCCGCAUCUGGCUGAAGUGGCUUUUGAUGGCCACGGAAUCCUCAGGCCCCACGUACAUCAAACUGGGCCAGUGGGCCAGCACCAGGCGAGAUCUGUUCUCCGAAGAGUUCUGCAGCCUAUUUUCCCGGCUGCACGUCCGAGUGGCCCCGCACCCGUGGGAUCACACUCAGGCCUUACUCCAAAAGGUGUUUGGGGAGGAGUGGGGGCAAGCCCUUCUCUUUGAGAGUCAGGAGCCCGUGGGCUCUGGCUGUGUGGCCCAAGUGUAUAAAGCUUUCGUGGACACCGCCUUCCUUGACCGGGCCUGCUUCCAGAAGCUCGUGGAGGCCUCUAGGGGCACAGCCUCUUUUGAAGCCUGGGAGGUGGCGGGAUUAGGGAGGCUCUUGGGAUAUUGUUGGAAGGAGCAAAAGCCCAAAGGGAUGUUCACAGAUCAAGCUUUUCUAGAAGACCUACUUCUUCCAAUGUCCUACCUGACUUCAAAACAGAGCCCAUCCUUUUCCUCAUCUGCUCACUGUCCACCUGGGCCAAAACACCUCAUCCCAGCAGCUAUUAAAGUGCUGCAUCCUGGGCUCCUCUCUCAAGUCCAGGUAGAUUUAGUACUGAUGAAGACCGGCAGUCAAAUCCUUGGACUCAUUCCAGGAAUCAAGUGGCUCAGCUUGACUGAAAUAGUAGAAGAAUUUGAGAAGCUCAUGGUCCAACAGAUUGACUUGCGGUACGAAGCCCGGAAUCUAGAAUGCUUCCAAAACAAUUUCCUGGAUGUGAAGUUUGUCAGGUUCCCAACCCCUCUGCAGCCCUUUGUCACCAGAGACGUCUUGGUGGAGACAUUUGAAGAGAGUGUGCCUGUGUCCUAUUAUCAGAAGUCAGAGAUUCCUACAAAGCUGAAAGGCAGAAUAGCAAAGCUGGGGAUAGACAUGCUUCUGAAGAUGGUGUUUGUUGACAAUUUUGUCCAUGCUGACCUUCACCCUGGGAACAUCCUGGUCCAAGGUGCAGACUUUCUUAAGGAGAGCCAAAAAGGCCAGAAGAACCUGGUGGACACUUCUUCCCCACUGAAGCUUGUCCUCCUGGAUGCAGGCAUUGUGGCAGGGCUGCAGGCAACUGACCUGCAGAAUUUCCGUGCAGUCUUCACAGCAGUGGCGAUGGGGCAGGGGGAAAAAGUUGCUGAGCUCAUUUUGCACCAUGCACGAGCUAAUGAGUGCCAGGAUGUGGAGAAAUUCAAAGCGGAGAUGGCGAAGCUAGUGGCCCAGGCCAGGAAGAACACCAUCACCCUGGAAAAGCUUCAGGUGUCUAACCUGCUGUCCAGCGUCUUUAAGCUCCUGAUGACCCACAAGGUCAAGCUCGAGAGUAACUUUGCCUCCAUCAUCUUCGCCAUCAUGGUGCUUGAGGGGCUCGGCCGCUCACUGGAUCCCAAACUGGAUAUCUUGGAGGCAGCCAAACCCUUCCUCAUAAAGAGCUCACCGCUUCCUGUGUGGCUGCAGUGGUAGGGCAGGGGGGCACCUGAGCCUCCCCGAAGGACAAAAGAUGCAGAGCUGGCCCAUCCUUCUGGUUCUGAUGGAUGCCAAGAAGGCAAUGCUCGACUCUGAGACAGAGGACGUGGCCUGAAUACCAUCAGCCAGAGCCCUGCUGCUGCUGAGGAGGCCAGCAGAGAAGGGAAGGAUCCUCGCCUUUACCCCACCUUCCCCCCCAACCCCCACACGCACUCCUAGGCCUGGGCUCAAGGUCCAUGGCAGCUACAUGGAAAAGCAAAGUCCUAGACUGGGCCUCAGGAGGGACUGGAGUACGAAUCCUACCUCAGACCUGGCUGACCCUGUGCCAUUUACUUCCCCCUUGGCCUCAGUUCUCUCAUCUGCAAAAUAGGGAUAACUGUAUCUACCUCACAGGGGUGUUGUGAGGAUCAAAUGAGUUCAAACCUAAAAAGGUAUCUGCCUCCCUGCUAAUCAGCUGUAACCAUUAUGUUAUUUCCUGAGUAGGGGUGCCCUUGUCAGAGACCACUUGUUUAGCCUUGAGGCUAGGCUCCUCCCUGGGGCUCAGAGAGCUGCCCUUGAAGCCAGGACCACCUGGAGGAAGUCUCCACCUGCUUUGGGGCCUGAAGUUGAGAUGACCUCAACACAUCCUAGCUGGGCCACCCUGGGCCAGUCACUUCUCCCGCCUGCUUGCCUCAACUGUAAAUGGGGGCAAUAAGAUCACCUACCUCACAGGAUUGUUGGGGAAAUCCAAUGAGAUGUUUGCAAAGUAGCAUGGUGUCUGGCACAUAGAAUAAUUUUUUAAAAAUCCUUACUUUCUGUUAGUAAGACAGAAGGGCAAGAGCUAGACAAACAGGUCAAAUGCCUUGCCCAGGUCACCCUGCUAGGGGCCAAAUUUGAACCCGUGUCUUCCCAACUCCAGAUACUAUAUCCACUGUGCUGCCUGGCUGCCUCUAUAAUAAAUUAAAGUAUCCUUUUCUUCCAAUGGCCCCAUACUCUGCCUGCUCUUAAAGAAGAUAAAACAGGAAUGAAGAGAAGCCAAGGUUGUUUGGGCUUGUUGAGAAUUCAUCUUUGGCACCUGUGAGCCUGUAAGCUCUGGGAAGGCAGGACUGGAAUGACCUAAAUUUGUAUCACUUUCAUUGCAAUGGCUAAUUUCAGUCCCAAAGUACAGGUUGUGGAAUGAACUUUCCCCACUCUGGGUGAGAGAGCUGGGAGACCAUGAGAAUAGUCAUGCAUAUUUAGACAAAUGCUGCUUUUUUUUACUUGGCUAUUUUUCCUUGUUACAAAGCAUGUAUGUGACUGUAGGAGUAGGAGCUUUUGGGAUAUGACCUUGAUUCUGGUUUAAAAAAACAGAAGUCUAAAAAAAGCUUUAAAUUGUAACUCCCAUUACCUAGCAUGGUGCUUUCUGAAUAGCAGGGACUUAAUAAGGGCCUUGUUGAUGAACUGUAUAAUUGCAUAACGCCAUAUUGGUUCAACUAUGGGCCAUGCCUAUUGCCCUACCCGCAUUCCACUCGAUGGAUGGUUUGUACAAAACCGUCAUUAGUCUAUUAGAUGUUCUUCCCAAGAGAACAAUUAAGUUGACAAAGAUGAAGUGAACGAUGAUAGUAAUGCAGAAAACAUCUUUAUCUGAAUGAAAAAAAGUGUAAAAUAAACAUUUAUAGUAAACAUUUUUA
This is a messenger RNA of Monodelphis domestica (gray short-tailed opossum), 4215 nucleotides long. It is a transcript of the gene ADCK2, whose product is annotated as aarF domain containing kinase 2. NCBI's taxonomy places the organism in Eukaryota, Metazoa, Chordata, Mammalia, Didelphimorphia, Didelphidae. Gene Ontology annotation, cellular component: mitochondrion. The record is from RefSeq and is a predicted model, not a curated record.